AUGACCGAAGGUCAUUGGACUUCCGUAACGAACUCUCGACAUGGAAAUUCUCAUAAUAAUUCAUCACUUGGGACUCGAGGAGGAAGAACAAGGCUAGCAUAUAAAACAAACGUUCAUAAUGGAAAUUCGACUCACCCUUCCAAUAAAGUUACUAAUAAAAGUUCUCGAUAUGAUAAAAAUAACGCAAAUUAUAACGCAUAUAAUUUUCCACCAAAUGUUGAUUAUGAACAAGAACUUGAUUUAUCACAUGACGAAAAUGAAAAUUAUUCUUCCGAUGAUUCUUUGGGACAAGGAAUUUUAUCAUUAAAACCUUUUUAUAUCGAACUGUCAAUCAAAUGUCCUUUUGAAAAUUGUCGGAAUGAAUCGUUGUUCGAUAGUACAAAUCUCAUCGAUCAUUUAAAAGAAUUACAUAAAUUACGUUUCGUUAAUUUACAUCAUGUUUAUUUAAUUCUUGAAAGUUACCUGGACAUUUGGGCAAAAAGAAUUAAAGAUGAUGACGUUGUUCAACAAUUAGAAACCGAAAUUGAUAAUGAGGGCAAUAAAGUGUACGUAAUCGACCCAGAUCAUUUGCCGGAGGAUAAGACUCUACGAGAAAAACUUCAUCUUGAUAAAUUGAAUGAAGUUUUACAAAUUCAAGCAUAUGAACGAAAUAAUGAUGCUAAAUCAGGACGAAAAUGCUUAUUUUGUAAAAAUAUUUGUGAAAACAGGGCGAUAUUGUUUCGUCAUAUGUUUACGGAACAUAACUUCAAUAUAGGAUUGCCAGAUAACCUUGUAAAUGUCAACAAAUUUUUAACAAUUUUAGAAGAUAAAUUAAACGGUCUUCAAUGUUUAUACUGUGAAAAAAUCUUUACUACACCAGCGGUUUUACGUAAGCAUAUGCGUAAAAAGAAACAUUUUAAAAUUAAUGCGAGAAAUAAGAUAUAUGACAAAUUUUAUGUUAUAAAUUAUUUGGAACCUGGAAAGAAUUGGGAGACAUUUGAAAAUGAACGUUAUGAAUCUGACGAGGAACCUUACAGAGACGAUCCGUGGGAUGAUUGGAAUGAUGAAGAAUAUCAACAAACCAAAUGUCUUUAUUGUACAAAUGUUUCAUCAACCACAAAAGAAUGUUUAAACCAUAUGAUUUCGAUACACAAGUUUGAUUUAUGGGAAAUUAAAAAUAACAUGGGACUAGAUUUCUACCAAACGAUAAUUUUAAUUAAUUACCUUCGUUAUAAAGUUAAAAAUCAUACUUGUAUGGCUUGUUCAACAACGUAUGAAAAUUCAAAUGAUUUGUUAGACCAUAUGAAUGAUGAAAAUUGUUUUACCAAAGUUCCAUCGUUGAACAAUGAUUUCUGGAAAGAUCCAAAGUAA
Molecule: messenger RNA, 1350 nt
Organism: Funneliformis mosseae
Lineage: Eukaryota; Fungi; Glomeromycota; Glomeromycetes; Glomerales; Glomeraceae
Source: the annotation of a GenBank genome assembly